Messenger RNA from Suillus discolor, 900 nucleotides. RefSeq lists its product as uncharacterized. The coding region runs from base 1 to 900 and encodes 299 amino acids. Lineage: Eukaryota; Fungi; Basidiomycota; Agaricomycetes; Boletales; Suillaceae. The record is from RefSeq and is a predicted model, not a curated record. The transcript has 5 exons.
AUGUACCACCCAACCAAAAUUCUUUCCAGAAAACCAUCACUUAUGGCUCGUCCAACCAUUCACAUUACUCCUGAGGCAAAAUUAACUGCUGCUUGUGAAAAGUGCCGGUGCUAUUAUGCUAACCACAGAGAACUUUGUAGCCCUAAGCAUGACAUGAAGGAAUCACAAAAUUUAUUGAAAGCUAUAUCCAAAGUGUUGCAUGGCUCUGCCAGUGAUGAAGACUCUGAGUCUGAAUCUGAUAAUGAGAAUUCUGAGUCCAAGUCUGACACAGACAUCAACCUAUUCAAUCUUAUGCAAUGUUUGUUUGCUCUCAAGAUUAUCAAGGACAAGAUGUUAAUGGUAACAGAUGAUCCUUGUACCUUUGUCCAAGGUGUCUUUGCCGAGUACAUUAAGACCCUGGAUGACAGCAUUAAAGGUGAUGUCACGAUCCUCAAAAAAGCAAUGGCUAUAAUUGAAGGCUUGCUCAACCACGUAAUUUCCAUCCAGGAUCAGAUUCUAUGUUUCUGUGGAAUCACAUAUGACAAGUGGCAAGCCACUGACUUGGCAUCCUGUUUCCUGAGGACUAUUCUUGCAUACCUAGAGAAUAUCUUAGGUCUUCUGACAUUUGAUGGAGCUGGGAACCUUGCAGUGGCUCACUCCAUGGGAGAACUUAUUCUGUGCUAUGGCAGUAGGAUAAUGAGUUCAGGCUCUGAUGCCGUAGUAUUGCAAAACCUUAUUUCCAUUAUUUCAGUCAAAAACCCAUGUUACAACAAAAAACAGACCAAUCAUAUGGCAGGAACAGAAUGGGUGACUGCUGAGCAAAAGGCAUAUUUGCAAGGCUCGUAUAAUGAUUUCCUGAAAGCACAGGCUCAAGGGACUGUGUUGGCCUUCUGGCCAGGGGUUUAUCUCACUUGGUUUUAA